Molecule: messenger RNA, 825 nt
Organism: Triticum turgidum subsp. durum (durum wheat)
Lineage: Eukaryota; Viridiplantae; Streptophyta; Magnoliopsida; Poales; Poaceae
Source: the annotation of a GenBank genome assembly
AUGGCGACUCCUCUGCCCACUGGCUCAUUCGCAGCAUGCAGCCUCCAACCAAGUCGAGCUAGUAUCCGGGCGCUGCAUGCACCGAAGCCGCCGCUGCAGAAUGCUGCUGCGGCAGCGUGCGCUGCCGUCCGUCGGGGCUGCGGCCACCGUACUGGCGCGACCAAGAGCAGCCUGUCCACGGUGUGCGAGCCGCUGGGGCCCGACCGGCCCGUCUGGUUCCCCGGCACCGCUCCUCCGCCGUGGCUCGACGGCAGCCUUCCGGGAGACUUCGGAUUUGAUCCUCUCGGAUUCGGAUCGGAGCCGGAGUCGCUGCGGUGGUUCGCGCAGGCGGAGCUGAUGCACGGCCGGUGGGCGAUGCUGGCGGCGGCCGGGAUCCUGGUCCCGGAGAUCCUGCACAAGUGGGGCUUCAUGGAGGAGUUCUCCUGGUACACCGCCGGCGAGCGCGAGUACUUCGCGGACCCUUUGACGCUCUUCGUCACCCAGGUGGCGCUCAUGGGGUGGGUGGAGGGCCGGCGGUGGAUGGACUACCUCAACCCGGGGUCCGUCGACAUCGAGCCGCGGUUCCCCAACCGCAAGAACCCCACCCCGGACGUGGGGUACCCGGGGGGCCUGUGGUUCGACUGGGGCAACUGGGGCCGCGGCUCGCCGGAGCCCGUCAUGGUGCUCCGCACCAAGGAGAUCAAGAACGGCCGCCUCGCCAUGCUCGCCUUCGUCGGCUUCUGGUUCCAGGCCGUCUACACCGGCCAGGGCCCCCUCGACAACCUCUCCGCGCACCUCGCCGACCCCGGCCACUGCAACAUCUUCUCGGCAUUCACUUCCCACUGA